AGACACGCAUAUUGGUAGAUUAGGAAUGGCGGGGACAAUGAUAUCUAGAUUUGUUUCACCGCCUUACACUAUUAAAUAUUAAUUUUUUAGAUUUUUUUUUCCUUCUUCACCGCCUUUAAUAUGCUUGGGAUGAGAGAAAUGAUUUGUUCAGAGAAUAAUAAAGGAAUCUGGAGAGAACGAGCAGGUGAAGUUUCUUUGUUUUGCAUCGUAUGCAAUGGAGAAACUUGUUUCAAACUGGUGCCGUGUGCGACCUGUGCCGGAGGAUUACGUGUUUCCACCAGAAACAAGACCAGGGAUCGUCCAUGUGCCUAUAAGUGAAAGCUUCCCAGUGAUUGACCUCAACGAAGCAGAGAAAGGUGAUCCAACGCUUAUUAUGCAGAAAAUUCUCAAGGCAGCUCAAGAGUUUGGAUUCUUCCAGGUGAUCAAUCAUGGGAUUCCGGAGAAUCUAAUGAAUGAAACAAUAAGUGUGUUGAAGGAGUUCUUCCAGAUGCCAGCAGAGACCAAGCAGCACUUGUGGUCAGAGGGUUUUAGCAUGAAGGAUUGCAGGCUCAUUACGAGCUCUGUAACUUAUGCUACAGAGAAGGUUCAUCUAUGGAGGGACUGUCUCAAGCACCCAUGUCAUCCUUUAGAGAAGUGGCAGCAUAUAUGGCCUCAAAUCCCAGCGAGAUACCAUCUGAUUUGUAUCAGAGAGUGUAUUGGGGUGUGUUCAGUGGAAAUAAAGAAGUUGGCUUCCAGGAUCUUGAAGUUUAUCAGUGAAGGACUUGGGCUGGAUGGUGAAUACCUUGAGGGUGAAUAUAGCCAAUCUAUGAUACUAUCGGCUAAUCAUUAUCCGCCAUGCCCCCAGCCAGAUUUGACUCUAGGAUUAUCCAAGCAUGCUGAUCCUUAUAUCAUAACUCUUUUACUCCAAGAUGACGUCUAUGGACUUCAAGUGUUGAAGGAUGAUACUUGGCUUGGUGUCCGUCCUAAUCCACAUGCAAUUGUGGUCAAUAUAGGCUCUCAGUUGCAGGUGAUCAGUAACAAUAAGCUGAAAAGUGCAGAGCACAGAGCUGUGACGAAUUCAGGAGAAGCUCGAACUUCAGUUGUAUUUUUCAUAGGAGCUUUGGAGGAGAGUAUUAUAGAGCCCGCAAAAGAGCUGGUUGAUGAACUCCAUCCUCCAAUUUACAAGCCCUUCAAGAACAAAGAUUUUCUCUAUAAAUUCUACGCAAGUAACGGUGACUCCCAAGGCACGCUAGAAAAUUUCAAGGCAUGACUUCAAAGGAUCAGAAUAUUUAUGUCGUCUGUUCCUUUUUGUGUUCUGGGCUGCAUUUUAUUAUUAUUUACUUGUAACUUCCUUAGUGUUUAAUUAUAUUCCCCUUCAAUGUAUUAUAUAUGCGCGCAUGAAGCAAUCGAAACUAGAAGAAAAACUCCAUUGUCAA
This is a messenger RNA of Prosopis cineraria, 1415 nucleotides long. Its product is annotated as protein DOWNY MILDEW RESISTANCE 6-like. The record is from RefSeq and is a predicted model, not a curated record. The coding region runs from base 215 to 1249 and encodes 344 amino acids. NCBI's taxonomy places the organism in Eukaryota, Viridiplantae, Streptophyta, Magnoliopsida, Fabales, Fabaceae. The transcript has 4 exons.